This is a messenger RNA of Plasmopara halstedii, 297 nucleotides long. Its product is annotated as retrotransposon protein. The coding region runs from base 1 to 297 and encodes 98 amino acids. The record is from RefSeq and is a predicted model, not a curated record. Lineage: Eukaryota; Oomycota; Peronosporomycetes; Peronosporales; Peronosporaceae. The transcript has a single exon.
AUGCCAAUCACCAAGUUGCUGGAAGAAUUUACUGAUAUCUUUCCAGAAACGCUUUUGGAUGAACUUCCACCUUCGCGUCGUGUUGACUUCAAACUGAACAUGAAACCUGAUGCUGUUUCAAGCAAUCGUGGUCCGUUUCGCCUGUCCAAGGUGGAACAGGAUGCACUCGACCUGUUUGUCGCGGGAAAGUUGAAGAAAGGCUGGAUCGAAGUCUCUGAUUCUCCGUGGGUACCCAAUAUCUAUGGUAUCCCAAAGAAAGAUCCUACUUCAGGCCAUCAAUUAUCUCGUUCUGAGUGA